AUGGGAAUGAGAAUGGAUGAUCGGCAUGGGACCCGUGUAAACAACCAAGAUAUUAUAAAGAGCAUUGGAAUACUGUUAAAAGAUCAGGAAGAGGCCAUCUAUGCUAAGCUUCACGUUGAGCUUCAGACACAAAGCGAAGAAAUAAAGCGUUCAUUCAGAACAGAACUUCGUCCUCUUCAAAAUGGGUUUGACCGCUUUCGCUUAGAUGAAUUAUCGAAAUAUGCAUACGAUCCGGAUGCUCGAGUUACUAAAAAUGAGCUUACUCAUGCUGCCGAUGUGAAGAAUGACCUUUUGAUCCUUUGGAAAGAUAAUAUGUAUCGGCAAGCAACUUUUUCUCGGGCAUUUAUGAAUCGAUACCAAAUACCAGUGACCCAAUUUGCAUAUGGUGACUUACAUAUCCCAACACAGGCUCUCGGGGCUGUGAAUAUACGAAGCAACUUGCAGUGGCUUGAUACAUGGCAGACAUGCUCAAUAUCGUUUAUCAAUCUACCCUUUGAGAGACAACGCCAAUUCCUAGAAUUCAAAGAUGGCCUACGCCGAAUAUGUGACAGGGUCAUUGGCGCCUGGAUCACCUCAACAGAAGAGGAAAUUCCGUUUCCCGACCCUGAAACACAAGAAACGUACGAAGACCUAGUCACAAGCUAUAACCAAUACCAGCUAGAUUAA
Molecule: messenger RNA, 666 nt
Organism: Talaromyces proteolyticus
Lineage: Eukaryota; Fungi; Ascomycota; Eurotiomycetes; Eurotiales; Trichocomaceae
Exons: 1
Coding region: 1-666 (221 amino acids)
Source: RefSeq, a predicted model, not a curated record